Molecule: messenger RNA, 1566 nt
Organism: Galeopterus variegatus (Sunda flying lemur)
Lineage: Eukaryota; Metazoa; Chordata; Mammalia; Dermoptera; Cynocephalidae
Gene: FAM110A
Product: family with sequence similarity 110, member A
Exons: 2
Coding region: 334-1224 (296 amino acids)
Source: RefSeq, a predicted model, not a curated record
CCCCUUUCUCAGCGCCGCGGGACCUUCACUCCGGUGGGGGUCUUUCUUCCAACCGUGAGGGCCACCCGCUCUUCUCGGGUGAGGAGGACAGCUCCGAAGCGGCCCCUGCAGGUCCCCACGCUGGGCUGCAGCCUACGGGCCGCGUUGGGAGCGGCCACUCCCGGCCCGGGUCCGAGCUGUCAGCCUCUCCAGCACCCGCAGCGGAGGAUCCUGGACACUCCCAGCGCGGGCUCCAGCUGCUGCCGGCGUCCAGCUGCCAACUUUCUGCCUGGAUCUCUGUUUCUUCAUUUCACCGGUCUCCUCAGACCGAAGCCCUCCGGGUAUGUGACAGCCAUGCCCGUGGACACGCUGACUCCCGGAGCCCCCGCCGCCCCCGCCCUACCUUUGCGCCUGCGGACCAAGGUCCCCGGCUACCUGCUACGGAGGCCAGCAGACUGUGGAGCCCGGAAACCGAGUGCUGUGGAGCGCCUGGAGGCCGACAAGGCCAAGUACGUCAAGAGCCUGCAUGUGGCCAACACCCGCCAAGAACCUGUGCAGCCGCUGCUGUCCAAACAGCCACUCUUUAGCCCCGGGACUCGCCGCACAGUGCUCACGCCCAGCCGCCGAUGUCUGCCUGGCCCUGGCCGCCGACCCCAGCUGGACCUGGACAUCCUCAGCAGCCUCAUCGACUUGUGUGAUAGUCCCGGGUCCCCUGCUGAGGCCAGUCGUACCCCUGGACGGGCAGAGGGAGCCGGCCCGGCCCCUCCAGUCACGCCUCCACGCCCGCCACCCAGCACGGCUGCGGUCCGCCGAGUGGACGUCCGCCCCCCGCUGCCUGCCUCACCUGCCCUCCCCUGUCCGUCACCCGGCACUGCCGCCGCCUCCAGCCCAGCCUGGCCACCGGGUUUGCAACGCUCAAAGUCAGACUUGAGCGAGCGCUUCUCGAGGGCAGCAGCUGACCUUGAGCGCUUUUUUAACUUCUGCGGGCUGGACCCAGAGGAGGCACGGGGGCUGGGUGUGGCCCACCUGGCACGGGCCAGCUCGGACAUUGUGUCCCUGGCCGGGCCCAGUGCUGGACCGGGCAGCUCUGAGGGGGGCUGCUCCCAUCGCAGCUCUGCUACUGUGGAGGAACGAGCUGGGGAGCGCGCCCCAUACGGCGUGUCGGUGGUAGAGCGCAAUGCCCGAGUGAUCAAGUGGCUGUAUGGACUGCGGCAGGCGCGAGAGACCCCAGCAGCUGAAGGCUAGGCUCCCCUGGACUCGGAAUUUGCCACAGGACAGAUCUUAGAGAGGUACUGGUCCCUUGACCUCUCUUGCAUCCAUUCCCUGGCUCUGGGCAGAACAGAGGCUGCUCCCUUGGGUGAACCUGUAUGGAGGCUUAGGGGCUGGACCAGCAUCCUCUGGCAAGGACUGAAGCCCCCACCCCCACUCCCAGGUGCAAGGAUUUUUGACAUGAAUGUACUGCUGCUUGGUUUCUCUUCCUCUCAUGGGGCUGGAUUUGGGGCGCUUAGCCCUCCCCACUGAGAGCGAGGGGCCCAGGGAUCUCACCAAGCCUGUUUACCCAGUAGUUCUGUUUCCUCCUUCCUUCCU